Habropoda laboriosa is the source of this 1953-nucleotide messenger RNA. RefSeq names its product DNA polymerase iota (gene PolI). Gene Ontology annotation, molecular function: DNA-directed DNA polymerase activity; damaged DNA binding. Lineage: Eukaryota; Metazoa; Arthropoda; Insecta; Hymenoptera; Apidae. Gene Ontology annotation, biological process: translesion synthesis. Bases 25 to 1722 code for a protein of 565 amino acids. The record is from RefSeq and is a predicted model, not a curated record. The transcript has a single exon.
UACAUUAUUUAUAAAUUGACCUCAAUGGAUUCCAUUGAUUUUGAUGCAAUUAUAAGACAUCCAAGAACUAUAAUUCAUAUAGAUGUUGACUGUUUUUAUGCUCAAGUGGAGAUGCUAAGGCAUCCAGAGCUAGAAGGCAAACCUUUGGGAGUACAACAAAAAAAUAUAGUAGUAACAAGCAAUUAUUUGGCACGUGAAUAUGGAAUUAAAAAAUGUAUGUCAGUACAUGAAGCUUUACAGUUAUGUCCAGGGCUGGCCCUGGUGAAUGGUGAAGAUUUAACAAAUUAUCGUCACUUUUCUACUAAAAUAGUGGAGAUACUACAUCAGUUUACUCCAUUAGUUGAAAGAUUGGGUUUAGAUGAUAAUUUUAUGGAUGUAACAUCUAUCGUACAAAAAUAUAUGAAUUCUGGAAAUGAUUCUGAAUUAAAUAUAAGUGUUUCCAUGGAAGAUGAAAGGCCAGUUGGUGAAGUAUUUGGCCCAUCUGAAGAAGAAUGUCCUUGUGGUUGCCAUGCUUGUUUGAUUAUCGCUUCCAAAAUUGCAGCAGAAAUAAGGGAACGAAUUUAUAAAGAAUUACAUGUUACAUGCAGUGCUGGAAUAGCACAUAAUAAACUCCUAGCAAAAUUAGCAGGAUCAUCGCAUAAACCAAACAAACAAACAUUACUAUUUCCGUGCAGUGCACCUUUGUUGUUGUCUAGCAUUGGGUCUGUAUCAAAAAUACCGGGUGUUGGGCAAAAAACUACACAAUUGUUGGUGUCCAAUAAUAUAAAGACAGUGGAUGAUUUGCGUAAAACACCUUUAGAAACAUUGGAAGGAAAAAUUGGUGUUGAUUUAGCGAGAAAAUUGAAAGAUAAUGCCGAAGGCAUCGACGACACUGUUGUCAAACCAACAGGAAAAAAACAGUCCAUAGGCUUAGAAGAUGGCUUCAAGAGCGUUUCUUUAGUAGCUGAAGUAGAAUCACGCUUAGGAGCACUUCUAAGAAGAUUAACAGAGUUAGCCAUGGAAGAUGGAAGAAUUCCUGUUGCUAUGAGAUUAACGGUCAGAAAGCAUGAUUUUAAUAAACCAACUUCGGGUAAAAGAGAAACUCGGCAAUGCGCUUUACCAAAACAUUUAUUGCCUUCCUCAAAGUCUGGCGUUUACGAUCAUGCUAAAAUGCUGGCGUUAGCAAUGAAACUGUUUCAUCGUACUGUCGACGUUUCUAAACCAUUCCAUUUAACUCUUUUAGGAGUUGCUUUCACGAAAUUCGAAGAGAGAUCCUCCGGCAAGAAUAGUAUUACGUCGUUUUUGCGAAAACAAGUCGCUGUUCAAUCUGUUUUAGACAUAAGCUCAGAAGAAGGCGUUCCUGAUGUCAAUUUAGGUUCGCCAAUGAGCGUAAAUCAAGACAGUAACGAUGGUUCUGCGAUGAGUACCACAUCCUCUCCAAUUUCGAAAUCGAUAGGUGCUAACAAUCAGAGUGGUGAUGACGAUGUACUGAAUGAAAUAGAACCAUUACCCAAGAAGACCAGAUUGGAAGUAUGGUUGAGUGGACGCAGAGAAUCUCCAAGCAACGAAAUGGCUGAUCUUAGACUCAGUCCUUCGUCACCGAUGCAACUAUCCCCAAAAAUCGACGCGGCGGUUCUUAAGUCUUUACCUAUCGACAUACAAAGAGAAGUCACCCGUUCUUGGCCAACGACUAGUAAACCAAAACCCAAUAAUAUACUUAAAUACUUUAUAGCCAAUAAGUGACGGAGUUCUGUGGCCUAGAAUAUAAUACAGCCAUCUUUCUGUACACACGUUUACAUUUACAACAUUGGAUGGCAGCACCAUGUGAUACUACGAACUUAAGUUACUGAAUGUUUUAAAUUAAUUUGCGAUUUUCGGUAUUAAACUCCUGUAUACACAUAUUUUCUAGAGCAUUUACAUUAAACGUAUGUUACUACAAAGUAACUGUAUGGUAUAAUUUUGAUCACUUUAUUG